Messenger RNA from Pezoporus occidentalis (night parrot), 3706 nucleotides. It is a transcript of the gene DHRS11, whose product is annotated as dehydrogenase/reductase 11. The record is from RefSeq and is a predicted model, not a curated record. The coding region runs from base 42 to 809 and encodes 255 amino acids. The transcript is spliced from 7 exons. NCBI's taxonomy places the organism in Eukaryota, Metazoa, Chordata, Aves, Psittaciformes, Psittacidae. Gene Ontology annotation, molecular function: oxidoreductase activity.
AGGCGGUGCAUUGUGCGCGGCGGUGGGGCCGGGCCGGGGCCAUGGAGCGCUGGACCGGGCGCGUCGCGCUGGUCACCGGUGCCUCCGUGGGUAUCGGCGCGGCUGUGGCGCGGGCGCUGGUGCAGCACGGCAUGAAGGUGGUGGGGUGCGCUCGCAGCGUCGACAAGAUCGAGAAACUAGCAGCUGAAUGUCAGAGUGCUGGCUACCCUGGAACCCUCAUCCCAUACAAGUGUGAUCUCUCCAACGAAGAGGAGAUCCUGUCAAUGUUCUCUGCCAUCAAGACCCUUCACCAAGGAGUUGAUGUGUGCAUCAACAACGCAGGGCUUGCUCGGCCAGAGCCCCUGCUCUCGGGGAAGACGGAGGGUUGGCGAACGAUGAUAGAUGUCAAUGUAAUGGCUGUAAGUAUCUGUACCCGAGAGGCCUACCAGUCCAUGAAAGAGAGAAACAUUGAUGAUGGGCAUAUUAUUAACAUUAACAGCAUGAAUGGCCACAGUGUUGUGCCACAGUCAGUGGUGCAUUUCUACAGUGCCACCAAAUACGCAGUUACAGCCCUCACGGAGGGGCUGAGGCAAGAACUCAGAGAAGCAAAGACUCAUAUACGAGCUACAUGUAUCUCCCCAGGACUGGUGGAAACAGGAUUUGCUUUUAAACUUCAUGACAAUGACCCCGAGAGAGCUGCUGCAACCUACGAGAGCAUUCGGUGUCUCAAAGCUGAAGAUAUGGCUAAUGCUGUCAUAUAUGUCCUCAGUGCUCCACCUCACGUACAGAUUGGAGAUAUACAGAUGAGGCCCACAGAACAGAUAUCAUAGCAGAUGAAGAGGACUGUGAGCAGCACCGUGUAUCCACUCCACUUCGAACCCUCUGGCAAUUCAGGGUUCCAUCAGCUGGCUGGCAACAUUUUAAUCAAGUACCAAGGAUCAUGUUUGAAGAAUUGUUUUUCUCUCCCUCUCUCUGAGUUGGUGCUGGUGCUGAGCCAGUGUAUGAAAAACGAGUAGUGGGUCUCUUUGUGCCCCACUCCUUUCUGACGCUGUUUUAAGAGUAAAAUGUGUUUGCAAAUAAUGCAGGGAAGUGGUUUGUAGAAGAUUAUUGUCUCCAAGCUGGUUUAUUCUUCCUUUUGCUUUCUUUAUAAGGUUUGUUUCUUAUUUGCUGAUGCUGUGUCUGGACACAGGGGAAGUGGCACAAGGUGUUUGCCAGCUUCAGUGUGCUUAGGGUUUGAGAUGUCAUACAUGAAUCCAUCUAAUUUUGGGGUUUACUUUCAUCAGAUUGAUUACUGAUGGUAAUGAUGCAUGUGGUAUUUUCUACUUCUUACUCCACUGCCCUACACCCAAUGUACAAUCUCACCCUCCUCCCCAAGCUCUCCUUUCCCAUUCACAUGGAUCAUGCCUGCCGAGUUUGAGGAAGUAUAAAUGUGUGUGCUUGCUAUUUCUCUUUCUUUCUAGGUAGGUAGGUAAAUAGUUGGAGGACGAGCACCUGUACUUCUGCAGGUUAGAAUGAUAAUCUAAGUGGUAUAGUUACAGUAAGAGUGAGUUGUUUGGUAAUUUAAAUAAAAACUAAAUGUGUGCUGUCUUGUGAUCACCUCUAUGCUUGGUAUUAUCUCCCAGCACUCUUCAUGUUUCUGUAUGUGAUAUUUGCAUGCAUUGACACUUUUCUGGAAAUAUUGAUGGGUCUUAGAAAGAUGUUUAAAUGCUGGUUCUGUUUAAAUGCUGGUGAGCUGGAAAUGUUGAAAGUUUGCUUAUAUGCAGAGAUACACACUUGGAGAGAGUGAGAGUGAAAUGAACCAUGCUGAAGCUGUCCAAAAGGAAAAGAUUUGCCUGCAAAGCAGCAGGUGAAAGGUCUGGUUAAGAUCUUGUGUUAGUUCUACACUGGUGCAGCCCCAUUGUUUUGCUCUGGAUUUAUUCUAGCUUGAGGGAGAAGAGAGUCAGCCUCAAAGCUGAUAUGUGCAGAGCUGGAGGCCACUUGAGUUGUCUUAAGAUUCUUGGAGUGUGGCAGAAGCACAUCUGUGUGUAGUCCAACUCGCUGCAGAGGUAUGGAGCUGUUAAUGUGUGUGUUGCCUUAAGGUUGCAGACUUGCUCUUGCUGUCUCUGGACUUCCUGUAGUGUUUUGGAAGGCAAAGGUUGGUUUAGGUGGAGUAGGAAUGGUCAGUUGAUUGGAGUGGAGGAUUGGGAGCCAGAGAAACUUGGGUUGGAUUUGCUUACACCAGUGGGAGUUCAUCUGUGUUCCACCACCAUAAGGGAGACUAAAAAUGGGCCACUAGAACAUGAGUUUCAACUCCCUAUAUAGCCUUGGGCAAGUCACCUUACCUCUCUGCCUCAGUUUCCCCAUCUGUAAAAUGGGGAUAAUAAUACUUGCCUACCUCACAGGGGUGUUGUGAGGACUCACAAACUUUUGUAAAGCACUUUGAAUCUGAGAAGCGCUGUGUAAGUGCUGAGUGUUGAGAUGAAGUAUUAUUAUUAAUGAAAUCUCAUGAUACUUAGAAUUCCUUGUGCCAAAGGUGAGCAACUGUAGGAUACAAGGAGAAAACUGGUAACAUUUACUUUGUAAUGCCAAAACAAAGGCAGUUUGCCCCUUUUUUUCCUCUUUAUAAAUACAUGCUCAUGGUGUGUUCUGUUCAUUCCUCCUCUUGUCACCAGUUUCUGCUGGCAAGUACUUGUAGCCUCAUCUCUGGAGUUGGCCUUUUCAUUUACUGUGAGUGAAAUUUGUGCCCCAUGAGGUCUUGGACGCCUGUAAUGCACUGCCCAUCUUCACCUUGCUGAGGUGGUGGCUUUGUGUUGGAUUCUUUGCACAGAGCUGGGUUUCAGCCGUGGCAUUGAAUUAGAUCAUGUCCUGCAAGGAACAGCCAGCCCAGAUCUGCACGCAGCCAGCAAUCCCUUUUGCCAGCUGGAAAAGCUCUUCUGUCUCCAAGCCGCUGUGAUCCUCCAUUCAGAGGCAUUUGGCUAAGGAAGGUUCAGUCCCUGCUGUGCUUUCUGUAACACCCCUGUGAUGUUCAGCCAAACUUGAUAUGAAAACUGGUGUUUUCCAUAGUGUCUCUUUUGCAGGAGCUUGUUGAAGUGCAGUAGAUGUGCUGUGCAGUGUGUGCCAUCUUUUUAAGAGAAGGUUAUUGAACUGGGAGUUCAGAAAGAGUUGAGAAAUUAGGAGAUAUAUAUUUCUGAGCAGAAAAGGAGCAAGGGUGUGGGAUAGCACUGGUGAAACGUGUAUUGAUGGCUGCAACUAUGUGCUGAGUUAAGCAGAUGUUGAAAUCCAUGGCCGAGGAGGGACCUGACUUAUCUUUCUGCUCUGUAAAAGAGGCUUUGGAGAGAAUUGCUUAAGAUGCAGGGCCUUGAGAAAGGGCCAUUCUGGGUACUUGCUCCCUGCAAAUACAAGCUGUCUGGAAGUUUGUUCUGUUCUUUUCCCUGAGAACAUUGGUAACAGUUGCAAGUCUAUAAAGUAACCUUGAAAUGAUAUCCAGUAUAUUUUUCCAUUUCAAAUGUGGUUUUAGGGGUAUAAUCCCUGCUGCCCAUUAACUUCCCACAUGAAGCAUGGCCCAUGGAGGGGUUUGUCUGGCCACUCUGCCUCGUGAAUGCGGUGCCACCUCCCUGGUGGGAGGGAUUGGCAGCAUAACUCCAAGGCAUUUAAACCCCCAAACAGAAGGGUGAACUGUGUAAUUUAUCAGUAGGUUUCUCAUUGUGAACUGUAAAAUAAAGAAUAAAAAGAGAGGCACACUGUGGUU